AUGUCGACGAGGCCGUUUCAAAUCUCUGCUCUAUCUCCAAUUUUGGAAUAUGCACCUCAGCGACCCGAUGCUCCUGGCUCGCCAUGGAAAAGUGAUUCAGGUUCCAUGGUCAAUUCGAAUGCGAACACGGGCAAUCCAGGCAGAUAUCUUCAAGGGACGGGUACGGUCACAGUUCAAGGAUUCGGCACUGGAUUUUCAAUAGCAGGCUCGCUCCAAGGUGUCUACUGCUCCUAUACGGCUGUAUUGUCCGCAGGAGCAGGUAACAAGCACGAUACUUCCUCUAUCAGCCCACAGACAGCGCCUCCCGCAACGGGUAUGCUCGCCCAGUUUACAGGUCUCGAAAACGACAACUGGGUGCUCAAGCUCCGAGGUGACUGCUCCAACGGCUCCUUCCUCAAGAUAACGCAAGCCGUCAUAGACGGAUGGGUCGGUGGGGAUGGUGGAACAGUCUCUAACAAUACACUCGAUGACCAGUCUAAUCAACUAAGAUAUUCUGACGUGGACUGGGGACAGACCAAAGGUCUGGCGGCGCCAUUUUACGGAGACUCGCAACACUAUACAGGCGUCUCUGGUGCGACCAUGAACCUCACAUUUUCCGGGACCGCCAUCGUGGUUUGGAGCAGCGUGGACAACCAGCAUGGACCAUAUUCUGUCGCUUUACGCAAGGCAUCCGAUCCAUACACGGAUGACGGAGUUGCAGUCCGGACUGGCUUCAAUCCAUUCCUAGCUGUCCCUGUGCCAUUCUUCUUCGCGAGCGGACUAAAUCCAUCGCAGCAAUAUACACUCACGCUCAAGAACAGAGCUACAAAUGGAACAUAUCUGGAUUUGGACUAUAUCAGUAUCUACACAUCCACCGGAGGCGGACCUCCGAACGGUGGCUUCAGUGGACUUCUCGCGCCGGCACCCAAAAAGAACAAUCUCCCAAUCAUCAUUGGCGCUGUAGUUGGUGGCGUUGCGCUCCUGCUACUCUUGCUUGUCUUGAUUUGGUUCAUUCGGAAACGAAGAACGACUCGUGUCCAACGUAACCAAGGGACUCGCCCGUUGGACGAUCAAAAAGGAAGCUCAAAUGACCAUGUAAUUCCACUUCAAACGCACGGCAACGUCACACCAUACCGUACACCCGGUAGCCCAUUUACUCACGAGAGCCAAGCUCUCCUUCAGGGUUCUCCUCAACAGGGCUCCAUUCCAAUGAGCUCGACCAUGUCUACGACUACGGGCGGGUACGACCCGUAUGCGGCGUUUGGUGGAGGAUACCCCACGCCGCACAGCUCGUCCGUCCACGGUAGCAGUAUCAUCGACCCCGUCCAAGCACGCCGCCAAGGAAAGGCAGCAGAGAUUGAAGCUGCGCGCGAGCGAAUGCGCCAUGGGAACAAUGGGAGUACAGGGAUGCUUUCGCCUACAACUCCUAACCCUGCGACGAGUACGACCAAUUCGACAUUUGGUCCGUCUUGGGAAACCUCGUCGCAUGGACAAAGUUCCUCGGACCCAUCGUCGAUGCCCGCCACGCAUAUUCCCCACAGGACCCCAGAUGAUCCGCCUCCAUCGUAUUAUCAGACAUAG
This is a messenger RNA of Serendipita indica DSM 11827, 1560 nucleotides long. The record is from the annotation of a GenBank genome assembly. Lineage: Eukaryota; Fungi; Basidiomycota; Agaricomycetes; Sebacinales; Serendipitaceae.